AUGGUGCGAACACGUAAGGAAUCCAGGGGGAUCCGCACCCAUGAGUACGAUUCACCAAAACAAUCACGGGCACCCGACAUAAUGGAAAGCCAGCCGUUUCCCUCUAGUGGAUUUGGACAUUUAAAUCCGUUUCAAGCGACGGCAACCUUUGCCCCUGGCAUGGAACCGUUAACUAUAACAGAGCCUUACAAAACUUUGGCCAAAUUAUCCCAAGAUGUUGGAGACAUAAAGGCAGAUUUGUGGGAGAAGGAUGGCUUGGAUGACAAAAUUCAAUGUGUCGCCUGGACUCAGGAAGAAACUAUUUCAGAUGUGGAGCUUUUAAAAACUGAAAAUGAAAAGCUUAGAAAAGACAUAGAAAUGCUGAAGUCAGUAGUUAUUAAACUAGACAGAAAAGUUCAACAACAAGAAGCAGAAAUAACGGAUCUAAAAGGGAGAUCAAUGAAACUUAACAUUCUUGUACACAAUCUAGAGGAAGAAAGCGGGGAGGUCUUGAGAACAAAAAUUCCCCACCUCAUAAUUGAGCAUUUGGGAGUGGAGGGUGUUGAGUUUUCUAACAUUCAUAGAAAUGGUGAUUCAAAAUCCGGAAAGCCACGCACUAUUACUGGAAGGCUUAUAAAAAUCGAGUAUAAAGAUGAGAUACUGAAACAACAAAAGGUCAAGAAGGACGCUGGAGAGGAACUACCCUUUUACAUUACACCCCAAUCACCCCCUCAGGUUAAUGAAACCCGUAAAAAACUUAUAGAACUGAAUAACAAGUACUGGCAGGACAACGUCAAAACUCGAGUUAUGGGUGACAAACUUGUUUUCCCAAAUGGAACAGUUUAUAAGGACAAAGUUUCAACUCCAAACGCAGAGGAACUUCUGCAGAUGGACAGUAAGGAGCUUGAGAAAAUUGAGGGAAUUACGACCAAAAGAUCUGACACUCACUCUGAUGGGGGAAACCAAUUCAGUGCUGCUGCGGUUGAUGUAAACGCGUAUGCAAAGGUGAGAAACUUCUACAAAAAAAUUUCGAUUGAUCCGGUAUAUGGGCGUGCUAACCAUAAUAUUUUGAUUUAUCGCUUCAAAGACAAUAACGGGGUCCUCCACGAAGGAUAUUGUGAUGACGGUGAGUUCGGAGCGGGGCGCAAGAUGCUGGGAGUAUUGAAAGAUCAGAACCGUAUCGAUGUGGCGAUUGUGAUAUCAAGGAUGAUGGGUAGACAUCUCGGCCCAAAACGUUUCCAAAUUAUGGAAAACACCAUGAUGGAAGCUUUAAAUAAACUCGUAUAA
This is a messenger RNA of Saccostrea echinata, 1266 nucleotides long. RefSeq lists its product as uncharacterized. NCBI's taxonomy places the organism in Eukaryota, Metazoa, Mollusca, Bivalvia, Ostreida, Ostreidae. The transcript has a single exon. The coding region runs from base 1 to 1266 and encodes 421 amino acids. Gene Ontology annotation, cellular component: cytoplasm. The record is from RefSeq and is a predicted model, not a curated record. Gene Ontology annotation, biological process: regulation of translational initiation.